AUGGCGUUUGCUGGGACAAAUAUCAGUUUGUCCCAGCCGGAUAUCACGCAGAAACUAACGGAGCGCAUAGACGACCUGAAGCAAAAGAUUGCCGCUUGGGGGAAGCGGAUUCGCCGAUUUACCGAGAGGUCAAGGCGGUUCAACCAGAAUCGUCUCUUCCAGAGUGAUCAGAAGAGGCUCUACAAAUCAUUGGAGCGACCAGAGGUAUGUGGAGCGGGCCCAGGACCGGAUCAGGCUAACACUGUCGCAUUUUGGCGUGACCUGUGGUCAGAGCCCGUAAACCACAGCGAGGGCCCUUGGACGGAAGUUGUGGCGAGUCAGUGUGCGAGUAUUACGCCCAUGGACCCCGUCAUCAUAACGCCGGAUGACGUAGCUGAGGCGGUCCGUAGAGCCCCGAACUGGAAAAGUCCGGGACUCGACGGACUGCAUCACUACUGGCUGAAGGGGUUCAUGGUGUGUCACGCUGUGCUCGCCCGUCAGUUUCAAGAGGCUCUCAACCAGAAGUCGCUCCGUAGCCUCUUCACUACUGGGAUCACUCAUUUGGUUCCUAAAGACCAGGGCCUCUGCCUUGGUGUCGCCGGGGCGCGUCUGGAGCUGGCGCUGGACGCGGCAGCAUGCGGGCCGCCAGCCGAGUGCGAGGAGCUGUACGAUCACCUAGCGGCCCUCCGCAUCCUUCAUCCCCACCAGGCUAAUUCAGACGAUGAUGGAAUAGUCUCCCACGAACUAGAGAAAAUGAGGAGCAUAUUGGAAGAGUCGAUGCUGGAAACGCGCAGCAUGCCUCCCGAAAAUCGACCGCGACUUAUACCCCUUAUCAAGCGAAAUCGGGCUGUCUUGUGGGCUCUUAACCCAAUGCUGGUGACCUAUUUGGAAGCCAGCCGGGACCUUUGCGAGACGGACUCAAUGCUUUUUGGUGCCGCACUAGCAGUAUGCCGUAUUAUUGGCGCCAAACUUCCCAUGGCUAGACGUGCUACUCAACAAGGUAGUGCCAUCCCAGCCUGGAGAAAAAGGAUCGAGGACCGUAUCGCAAAGGCAAGGGCCCUUAUCGGUAGACUGACAAGUUUCAGGUCGGGUAAUAAUAGACCGAGAGUUGUACGCACCGUCAGAAUGGCGUUUGCUGGGACAAAUAUUAGUUUGUCCAAGCCGGAUAUCACGCAGAAACUAACGGAGCGCAUAGAUGACCUGAAGCAAAAAAUCGCUGCUUGGGGGAAGCGGAUUCGACGAUUUAGCGAGAGGUGA
Molecule: messenger RNA, 1236 nt
Organism: Parnassius apollo (apollo)
Lineage: Eukaryota; Metazoa; Arthropoda; Insecta; Lepidoptera; Papilionidae
Source: the annotation of a GenBank genome assembly